Molecule: messenger RNA, 2143 nt
Organism: Myxocyprinus asiaticus (Chinese sucker)
Lineage: Eukaryota; Metazoa; Chordata; Actinopteri; Cypriniformes; Catostomidae
Product: probable N-acetyltransferase camello
Exons: 2
Coding region: 233-898 (221 amino acids)
Molecular function (GO): N-acetyltransferase activity
Source: RefSeq, a predicted model, not a curated record
CCAAAUCGAGAUAAUAAAAACUUCUGUUUCAGUAAUGCAUGAUCAAUGUAUUUGAUGAGAUUGUAUCAGAUUACAAUCAUGUGUGUUCAUGUGUGUUUGUAAAUGCCAUUGCAGUGGCUUCCGUAAAUACACAAAUGCUUUAUAUUUCCUCACUGGCUGCUCACAGUCAUCGAGUAGAGGUCAAUAACCGGGAAUCUCCUCUUAUCAGGAAACGUUCUGGUGAUUUGUUGUCAUGGCUGAGCUACAGAUUCGUCGCUACCACAAAGAUGAUGAUGAGGAUGUGAAGGAGAUUUUUACCCUGGGAAUGAGCGAGCAUAUCCCAUCCUCCUGCAUGCAUGUUCUCAAACAGCCCCUGCCACAGAUGAUUUUGGUGUGUGUGUUUUGCGCUAUAGUGACCAGCUCCAAGUCCAUUCUUUUGCCCAUACUGACAGUGACCCUGCUCUUGGCUGCAGGCCGGCUAGGUGUGAGCUACAUGUUCACAAAGUACAUCCAGACCUCCCUUAAUCAAGAUCUCAACAAUAUUCGACAGACCUACCUGGAGUCACCAAACUCCUGCUUCUGGGUGGCCGAGAGUCAAGGCCAUGUUGUGGGUACAGUAGCGUGUUUACCUGUGCAAUUCGAGAACUACCUGGAACUGAAGCGUAUGUCUGUGAAAAAGUCUCACCGGGGACAGGGCAUUGCCAAAGCACUGUGCCGUACAGUGGCAGAUUUUGCUCGUGAACGUGGUUUUCAAGGAGUAGUGCUUCACACAUCGGUGGUCCAGAAAGACGCACAGAAGCUCUACGAACAAAUGGGUUACCACAAGAUCAGAGAAUUUGUUGCUCCGGAAGCAAUUGCCAGGCUUACUAAUUUCACAUUAAUGGAGUACCGACUCAACCUAAAACGGAAUCGUAACUGAUGCUGUGAACUUCACAAAGAUCGCCAUCCUCUCAAUGAUGCAGCCAGGCUUUUUAACACAAUGGAGCAUAACACUAUCAUCGUUUGUGUACCUUAACCUGAAAACAUCCACCUUGGAAAAGGGAACCUCAAGGUUUUUUGUUUGUUAGUUUUUCAAGUUUCGUCUACAUAUGGCUCAUUUUUUUUCCAGUCUUAAUUUUUUAACCUACUUUAAUUACCCGAAUAAAACUAAAAUUAAAAUAUUGUCUAAGCAUCACUAAUGGACUUAGUUAUAUUAUGUUAUAAUGUUACUUUUACCAUAGUUAAUAUAAUAUUUAAAGGGAUAAUUCACCCAAAAAUUAAAAUUUACAUUUACUUACCCUCAUGCCAUCCCAAAUAUGAAUGACUUUCUUUCUUCUGCUGAACACAAAGAUUUUUAGAAUAUCUCAGCUCUGUUGGACCUCACAAUGCAAAUAAAUGGUGACCAAAACUUUGAAGCUCCAAAAGGCACAUAAAGGCAGUAUAAAAGUAAUACAUAUGACUCCAGUGGUUUAAUCCAUGUCUUCAGAAACUAUCUAAUUGGUUUUGGAUAAGAACAGACCAAAAUAUAUCUCCUUUUUCACUAUAAAUCUUAACAUCAGCAGUCUCCUUGGCGAUCGUGAUUUUGAGCUUGAUUAUCCUUCCUAGCGCCAUGUGUUCUGCACACCCGUCAAACGCUAGGAAGUGUAAUCGAGCUUGAAAUCAUGAUCGUGCCUAGAGACUGCAAUGGCAACAUGUACAGUGAAAAAAUAGUCACAUUUCUCAUCUAAAAUCGAUUGGAUCGCACGCAUUGUCAAACCAAGUAUUUAUAUUUGGUAGAUGAGAAACUGUCAUAUGGUGUUUAACAGGAACUGCUUGGAAUGUGAAUUAAGUUUUAUUUCCCUCUCUGUGGUGUUACAAAAACAAUGACUGGACAAGCCUGGCUGAUGAUGAUACAAUGACAUCUGCUUCAGGAGAUUUUGAAGAGAUUGUUUUUAAUAAAUAACAGAAUUAACCCUCUAAUCUUGUAGUUGACCUUUCUCUUUUCAGUGUGGAAAAAGUAAAAAUUUACAGAUUUAUGUGUUUAAUAUAUGAAAGAAUGAAAAUAUAUGAUUGUCCUGUAAUUAAGACCUGUGAAUGAUUAGAAACACCAAGCAUGCAAUGCAAUAUGCAUCUGGAUAAAUUGAUUUGUUCUGAUGAGAAUAAAAUGUAAUUUGCCAUAAUGAAAUAAAUCAAUAAACACUUUUCU